AUGUGUCCAGCUCUGUGUCUGCGAAGAGUGACCAAUCAAAAGAAGCACCACCGAAAUUCAGUGAGAAAAAAACAUCACCAAACAAAAGGGUUCAACAUGAGAAAUCAGGCACAAAGGUUCAGAAUGGCCACUUCCACAAGAAGUUCAGAGAAAAUCUCCACAGCAUAUUCCAGCAUCUUGAGGACAAAAUAAUAACAUUUUUGAAGUACGAGCUGGAAAAGUUAAAGAAAAUAUUAAAAAAGGAAAACACACAAUACUUUGUGAGAGAUAAAGAUGACAUGUGCAGUAUCAAAGAAGCAGCUCUUGAUCUCGUACUCUACUUCCUGAGAGAGAUGAAGGAAGAUGAAGCUGCUGAUACUCUGGAAGAUAAGCUGGUCUUCAUGCAUCUCAAAUCAAACCUAAAGAAAAAGUAUCAACGUGUGUUUGAAGGAAUUGCAAAGCAAGGUGACGCUACACUUCUGAAUAACAUCUACACAGAUCUCUAUAUCACUCAGGGUUGUAGUGAACAGGUCAAUACUGAACAUGAAGUAAGACAGAUUGAAGUUACUUCCAGGCGUCAUGAAUCACAAGAGAUACAGGUUGAAUGCACUCAUUUAUUUAAACCUGGAAAAGACAAGAAGAUCAAAACUGUACUGACAAAAGGAGUUGCUGGAAUCGGGAAAUCAGUCUCUGUGCAAAAGUUUGUUCUGGAUUGGGCUGAAGGAAAAGAAAAUCAAGAUAUCAGCUUCAUAUUUCCUCUUCCAUUCAGAGAGAUGAACUUACAGGAUAAAGAAAAACUAAGUUUGAUGGACCUUAUAACUCAGUUUUUCCCAGAGACAAAAGGACUGAACCUUGCAAAGAGGAAUAUGUACAAAGUCCUCUUCAUACUUGAUGGAUUGGAUGAAUUUCGUCUUCCUCUGAACUUUAAGGAUAAUGAGACAUUGUGUGAUGUAUUGUCACCAGCAUCGCUGGAUGUUCUUUUGACGAAUCUCAUCAAGGGAAAUCUGCUUCCUUCUGCUCUCAUCUGGAUCACCACCAGACCAGCAGCUGCCAGUAAGAUUCCUCCUGACUGUAUCGACCGGGUAACAGAGAUACGAGGAUUCAAUGAUGCACAAAAGGAGGAAUACUUCAGAAAAAGAUUCAAAAAUGAGAAUCAGGCCAAAGAAAUCAUUGAUCAUGUUAAAAAAUCAAAGAGUCUCUUUAUCAUGUGCCACAUCCCAGUCUUCUGCUGGAUUUCAGCCACUGUUCUCCAAAACAUUUUGGAAAUGAAAACAAAUAUUAAUCUGAAGAACAAUCAGUCUAAUGAUGCCUCCAAAACACUGCAGGAAUCAAACACUGUAGACACUCCUAAGACUCUGACACAAAUGUACACACACUUUCUCCGCUUUCAGAUCCAGCAGAGCAGACGGAAAUAUGAUGGAGAUUACACACCAGAUGUUUCCUGGGAUAAAGAUGCCAUCCUUUCACUGGGGAAACUGGCAUUUCAACAACUGGAAAGAAACAAUGUGAUCUUCUAUGAAUCAGACCUGGAAGCCUGUGGUAUUGACGUCUAUAAAGCAUCAGUGUAUUCAGGCAUGUGUACCCAGAUCUUUAAGGAGGAAACAGGGAUCAUUCUUGGUACCAUGUACUGCUUUGUUCACUUGAGCAUUCAAGAGUUCAUUGCAGCCCUUUAUGCACAUCUGUUUCUAGACAUACACAAUAAAAGUGUGUUUGUUCAUGAGUCUACAAAACAAGACAGCAAAAAGAAAACCUUGACUGAUUUGCUCAAGACUGUAGUUGACAAAGCGCUUGAGAGUGACAAUGGACACCUGGACCUUUUCCUUCGUUUUCUUCUUGGAUUGUCAAUCCAGUCCAAUCGGCUGCUGUUACAAGGUCUGUUGACACAGCAAGAUGAAAAUGACCAAAGCAAAAAGGAAAUUGUUCAGUACAUCAAGCAGAAAUUUGAAGCUAAUCUGUCUCCAGAGAGAUCCAUCAAUCUGUUCUACUGUCUGAAUGAACUGAACGACCAAACUCUGGUGAAAGAGAUUCAGACCCACCUUAGCAAAGGAAGUCUCUCACCUGCUGAACUUUCUCCUGGUCAGUGGUCUGCUUUGGCCUUUGUGCUGUUGACAUCAAAGGAAGAGCAGGAGGAGUUUGAGCUUCAGAAAUUCAAGAAAUCAGACGAGUGUCUUAUUAGAUUAUCAGCCGUCAUCAAAAACUCCAAAAUAGCUCUGCUGAAUGAUUGUGAAUUAACAGUCAGAAGCUGUUCAGCUCUGGCUACAGUUCUUGGUUCAGAUACCAAUCUGAAAGAGCUGAACAUGAACAAUAAUAAUCUGCAGGAUUCAGGAGUGAAGCUGCUCUGCACUGGACUAGAAAAUUUAAAGUGUGAACUGGAGAUACUUAGACUCUCUGACUGUGGUAUCACUGAAGAGGGUUAUAAAGCUCUGGCUUCAGCUCUGAGAUCAAACCCUUCACACCUGAUAGAGCUGGAUCUCGCGGGAAAUGAUCCUGGACAAUCAGGAGUGAAGGAGCUCAGUGAUUUACUACAGGAUCCAAACUGUCAGCUGAAGACACUGAGGUUUUUGGGACCUGAUGCAAAUGAAGCCUGUCAGUAUGUGACUGGAAUUGUGGGUAAAAACCCGUUACUCCUGAGAGAACUGAAUCUGAGUGAACAUGAACUAGGAGACACACGAGUGAAUCAGAUUGCUGCUCUACUGCAGGAUACACACUGUAAACUCAACACACUGAUUCUGAAUAACAGCGAUAUCACAGAAGAAGGUUGUCAUGUUCUGGCUGCAGCUCUGAAUUCAAAUCCAUCAAAUCUGAAAGAGCUGAAUCUGAGUAAGAAUAAACUAGGAAACUCAGGAAUGAAGAUUAUUUUGACUCUGUUUGAAAAUGUAAAGUGUAGACUGGAAAAGCUGAAGUUGAACUUCAUCAGUAUUACAGGUGAAGGUUGUGCUGCUCUGGCAUCAGCAUUUAAUUCAAACCUCAGAGAGCUGGAUCUGAGCGAGAAUCAACUAGGAAACUUAGGAGUAACAGAAAUCUCCAGUCUGCUGAGAAAUUCACAAUGCACACUACAGAUACUCAGACUUUCAGACUGCAGUAUAACUGAAGAAGGUUAUAAAGCUCUGGCUUCAGCUCUGAGAUCAAACCCUUCACACCUGAUAGAGCUGGAUCUCACAGGAAAUGAUCCUGGACAAUCAGGAGUGAAGGAGCUCAGUGAUUUACUACAGGAUCCAAACUGUCAACUGAAGACACUGAGGUUUUUGGGUCCUGCUGCAAAUGAAGCCUGCCAAUAUGUGAUAAAAGUUCAGGGUGAAAACCCAUUACUCCUGAGAGAACUGAAUCUGAGUGAACAUGAACUAGGAGACACACAUGUGAAUCAGAUUGCUGCUCUACUGCAGGAUAAACACUGUAAACUCAACGCACUAAUCCUGCGUGGAUGCCGUAUUACAGAGAAACAGUGUUUCAUCCUGACUUCAGUUUUGAAAUCAAACCCAUCACACCUGAGAGAGUUGGAUCUGAGUGGAAAUAAUAUAGAAAACAAAGGAGUGAAGCAUUUAUCUGAUCUACUGAUUGAUCUCCACUGUAAAAUGGAGAGACUGAGGUUAAGAGGCUGUGAUAUGACAGAUGAAGGAUGUUCUGCUCUAACUUCAGCUCUGAAAUCAAACCCAUCACACCUGAGAGAACUGGACCUGAGUGGGAAUAAACUUGGAGACUCUGGAUUUGAAAACAUUAGCAAUCUACUGAUGAUCCCACAAUGCAAGCUGGAAAUACUAGCACUGUGUAAAUGCAGUAUUAAAGAGAAGCAGUGUGUCUUCCUGACUUCAGCUCUGAAAUCAAACCCAUCACACCUGAGAGAACUGGACCUGAGUGGAAAUGUACUUAAACACACAAGAGUGAAUAAAUUGUAUGAUAUACUGAAGGAUUCACGAUUAAAACUGGAAAGAUUGAGGUUAAGGUACUGUGCUAUAAAAGCUGAAGAUUGUUCAGCUCUGACUUCUGCUCUGAAAUCAAAGACAUCACACCUGAGAGAACUGGCCUUGAGUGGGAAUGAACUUGGCCAGUUGGGAGCAACAAACCUCUGUGAUAUACUGAUGAAUCCACAAUGCAAGCUGGAAAAACUAGAUCUGUGUAGAUGCAGUAUUACAGAGAAACAGUGUCUCAUCUUGACUUCAGCUCUGAAAUCAAACCCGUCACACCUGAGAGAACUGAACCUCAGUGUGAAUCAACUAGGAGACUCUGGAGUUGAAAGCCUUGGAGUUCUGUUGGGCAGUUCAGAAUGCAAACUGGAAAAAAUACAUCUGUGUGGGUGCAGAAUUACAGAGAAACAUUGUCUCAUCCUGACUUCAGAACUGUGUUCAAACCUUUCACACCUGAGAGAGCUGGACCUCAGUGGGAAUAAAAUAGAAAACAAAGGAGUGCAGAUCCUAUGUGACAUACUGAAUAGUUCACACUGUAAACUGGAGAGAUUGAGUCUAAAUGACUGCGGCAUUACAGAUGUUGAUUGUUUGGCUCAGACUUUGGCUGAAACAAAAGCACUGCAGUUUCUAAAAGAGCUUGAUCUGAGUAAUAAUAAAAUAGGAGGCUCAAAACAGCAGAUCAUUGAUGUGCUACGAGACUCAAACUGUGAAUUGAAUCUGGAGAAAGAGCAUUUGCUCAGCUGGAGAGCUGGUGUGAACUACAUUGGUAGUUUUGGUGGGUGGUUAACAUCCUUGACUAAAGCUCAGGAGGAUCCUGUGGAAUCAACAGAAAAAGAAAAGGUCACUGUUGGAUGAGGAAUUCUCAGCAGGUUCUCCAUUUAGUACUGUAAGAAAUCAGUAUGUGUGGUAGUAAUUUUGCAGAGACAUUGCUAAACCGCAAUUAAGAAAUUCUGAAAUGCCAAACUUACAGCUACUACAACUUCAAAUAGCUGCUUAACAAAUCGAGUUUACAGGUGGAAAAUUCUCAGACCUUAAAAUUAAAUAAUGCAGUAUUAAUAGAAGCAUGUGAGUAAUGUUAAAUGCUUAUUGUUAAUGUAGUAUUCAGUUUAAGGUCUACAUCAUAAUGAUGUUUGGAUUAAACUCGUCCAUAAUGAUACAAACUGAUAGUCUAAGAUUGCAUUUAAUUAUUGUGGGCUACAUAUACGAGUCCUAUCAAAAUGUUAUUUUUAAUCUUUACAUUUGUAUUGCAAUUUAUUUUCUUACAUUUUAUAUACAAAAUAUAUUUAUUUAAAUUUGUUAUGUAUCCUUCUGUCUCAUCAUGAGCAAAUAGCCUUUUUCUGUACAUAAGACAAUGCUUUGAUAUAAGAUGGAGUCAGUUCUCUACAUCAACCCAGAAUAAGUAAUCUUUAGUAUUGCCAGUUGACAGCAUUUAUAUACCCAAAAUCCCCAUAUUUGAAGUUGUUGCUUUCACAGUCAGCAGUCUAUAAUGCUUUCUACUUAACAGUUAUCAUCUUGCUUUUUGUACUAUAUUAUGUAUUUGCGUAUUGUAAAUGUAGAGUCAUAUAUACUUUUAUAUUCAUACUUUAGUCUUUUCAUACUGUGUAAUAGUUUUAUAUGCAAGGCUGAACUACCUCCUAUGUUUCUGAUAAGAACUGAUCAACAAGUACAUGUUGCUACCAGGAACUGGGAAGUAUGCUAAUGCUUGAGCAAACAGAGAGGGAGAUAUAUGUAGCAGUGAUUUCUGUGUUCUACACCACUUCUCAUCUGACAACUGAAGAUAAGUGACAUUAAUAAAAGACUAUUAACCUCCA
Carassius auratus (goldfish) is the source of this 5692-nucleotide messenger RNA. RefSeq names its product NACHT, LRR and PYD domains-containing protein 3-like. Gene Ontology annotation, molecular function: protein binding. The transcript has 19 exons. The record is from RefSeq and is a predicted model, not a curated record. Bases 279 to 4736 code for a protein of 1485 amino acids. NCBI's taxonomy places the organism in Eukaryota, Metazoa, Chordata, Actinopteri, Cypriniformes, Cyprinidae.